Molecule: messenger RNA, 2412 nt
Organism: Drosophila bipectinata
Lineage: Eukaryota; Metazoa; Arthropoda; Insecta; Diptera; Drosophilidae
Gene: Atac2
Product: Ada2a-containing complex component 2
Molecular function (GO): histone acetyltransferase activity
Source: RefSeq, a predicted model, not a curated record
UCCCUAAGGAAAAACCAAAACAAAGUCGCAUCUGACCCAACUUGUUGGAAUCGAGAGUUUUCAUCACAGAAAAAGACUAGUCCGCAAUGUACGAAGCUAGUUGCCGAUACUGCGAGUUGGGAAUAGAGGAUGACAACUACCUGGACUGCAUAAAAUGUCGAAGAAGUGUCCAUAUCAAGUGUCUGCCACAUGCAAGCACCCCGGGAGACCUUCUGGGCGAUGUCUUUUUCGACUUCACGUGCGUCAGAUGUGUGAGGGAGCAGCUUAAGAAAGAGGAGGAAGAACCCGCUCCAGAUUCCGUGAAGGAAAUCUGUGUGAGGCAGAAGAUUCCCUGGUUACUAGUGAUAACACUGACGCUCUACAAUCUUUCCAUCAAACAAAAGGGACUGGGACACCAUGGAUUCUUUCACUGGCGGACGCACAUCAUCAGCUUCGUGGACAAAAACUGGAACUACAUCUUUGGUUCAAAUAUUCGGCGGAAAAAGCAGUGGACUGGGACGGUUUCCGGAGCUCUGUCCCACAACAACCCGGAGUACUUUCAGUCGGGUCUGGACGUCUUCAAGGACCACGGAUGGUGGAAGCUGGCCAAGCCUUUUACAACCCCCAGGAGUGUUCUUAGAGAAUAUGAGAAGAAGCAACUCCAGCGCCAGCAGCUGCGCGUGGAGAAGCGUUUUCCUGCUCUGGAUGAAAAUAGCUGUAGCAGCGAAAUCUCUGUUACAGAUCACACAGAGGACAAAUUCAGAAUAUCAACCAACGAUAAUGAAUGGGGGAGCAGAGGCGAAGGGUGUGCCCGUCUUAUUCCAUUUAUGGGACGUCAGCCGAGGGUUCUGGGGUUGGCCUCACCUGAGUCGCAGCAGCCUGUGGCUGUUCCUCCAGUUCCAGUUCCAGAAACUCGGAACACAGAGUACCAGGGGGAAGAAGAGUCGGAGGCAACCCAGCAACCCUUGAGCAGCGUCCAAGCCAGCUUGAUGGAUUUUUUGGCUGAGAGUCUGGGAGGCGACGACCUCAGCAUAUUUGGCAGCCUUCCCGGCAUAAUGCCACCACCCUUAGUUGGAGCAGGAAAAUCGGAUUUCUUUAUGAAUGACACCCUACUGGAGGCUCCUACCCCCACUGAAGGCCUGUUCGAUUUUGGCAUUCCCAGCUCAAUAGAUGAAGCUAAGGGAGGUAAACUGAUCAAGGAGGAGCAAAAUGAUCCAGAGCCCAAGGAUCAGGAGGAUGAAAAGAUAGAGGACGAUGGCGGGGAGGAUGAAGACGAAGAGUCAUCCAAUUACCAGCCACGCAUUGUCCAGGUCACCAAUUACCAGGCUCAGCAGCAGAAUCAGACGAUUAAAGCCGAGCCCAUGGAGGAGGAAGUGGAGGAUGAAACUGAAAAGGAAGAACUGUACUCUAUAGAGCCCUGCCUACCAAGUGGUUUUAGCCGCAACCCCCGCAGAAACUGGCCAUGGCUUCAGGAGACCCAGGACUCGGACGACGUAUCCAUCCCCUCCGAAAAUCUCAGGCUAAUGAGUGUCCAAGAGGAGCAGAAAUUGCUCGAUACGUUGCACAGAAUCUUAUCCUUCGAGAAGCAGUGCCAGAUAUCCAUACCCGCCUACGUGCGACGGCUUUACAGAAAACUCUCCCUGCGAAAAUGGAAGAGAGAGCACAAUCGGCCCAUUUUUAACCUGGACGACCACAUCGAUCCACUGGGCAGGGCCCGGUUAAAGAGUCAGUCUCACAAAGUACUGGACAGGUACCACCUUCUGGCCCACUCCCAUCAAAGUGCGAGAAGUUCCUUCCACGCCCGCCUGGCUGGAUGCACUCAGUAUGAGCUCUUUGAGUCGCCCUACUCGAAGAGGGUUCUGCACCCCUUCAUCUUUCGCAGCGAGACCUUAGCUCCUCCGUGGCUAAAGCUCAUGUGCGAGCUGCAGCACCGAGUGAACCAGACGCACCCCACGAGGUCCACCAUAGACUUUUGCUACGUGAGGCCGCAACACAUCCCGGCGGUGAAUGCGCUGCUGCAGAGCUCUUUUUGGCCCAAUAUCGAUGUAAGCGAGUGUCUCACCUAUCCGGACUACAGCGUAGUCGCGCUCUACAAGAAGCUGGUCGUCGGAUGCGGGUUCCUGGUUCCAGAUGUCGGCUACAACGAGGCCUACAUCUCCUUCAUGGCCGUGCGCCCGAACUGGCAGAGGAGCCGCAUUGCCAGCUUCAUGCUGUACCACCUCAUCCAAACGUGCUCGUCCAAGGACAUCACCCUACAUGUGUCCGCCAGCAACUCCGCGGUGAUGCUGUACCAGAAGUUUGGCUUCAAGAUAGAGGAAAUCAUCCUGGACUUCUACGACACCUACUUGCCACUGGACUCGAAGCAGAGCAGAAACGCUUUCUUUUUAAGAUUACAAAGAUGAAGGGAGUUUAAAUAAAUCCCGUGAUCACAGA